GCUGCCAGUGGAGGGCGCUGCGCAGUAGUGCUCCUGCUGUCGCGCGGAUCUCGCACCCCCCUAACCCGUCACCUUCCCCUCCCACCUCCAUCCGUCACCUUCCCCCGCCCCCUCGCUGUGUGAUUUAGUAGUCACGUGGUGGAUACCGGAAGACGCGUGCUACUGGAGAGACGGAAGUCGGCGUCUUGCUGCUGCCAGGGUGGGAGGAAGCUGAGGCCACAGCGGACUGUCACGGACUUGGUGGUGGCGGUAGAUCGGGUAAAUUGCUAGAGGCGUCUAUGCACAGUUGUAUGUGCUCAAACCACUUGGUGAAGCAGCUGGACCAGUCCAAAGCAGGAAGAAGACUGCUGAAUCGUACCGGCUGACAUCUCGUCUCACGAUUAUGGUUAGCAAAGGAGAAACUGCCAUAGGAAUCAUUUAUCCAAGGGGAGAGAUGCAGAAUCCGCAUACAGGUGUGCUUUACCAGAGCAUAUAACAAGGAUUCUGUGUUGGACUUGAAGUCUAAGGAGGAGAAGGAUGCUGAGCUGGACAAGAAGAUUGAAGCCUUGCGCAAGAAGAAUGAAGCGCUGGUCAGGAGACACCAGAUGAUCGAGGAGGAUCGGAAGAGGGCUGAGCAGGAGGGAAUCGCAGUGACCACUCCAAGGAAAGCCAAACACCUGGACGGCGAGCCAGACAAAGCUCGGAAAGAGAAGGAGAAUUUCUCAAUAACUUUAGAUGUCUCUGCUGGGGAGAAGAGAGUAGUAAAUGAUGGGAAGUCCCCCAGAGUCUUGAACACCCCACCUAGCGCAGAAACAUCUCCAAGAAGUCCCACCCACAGGACUGGUGGCCGAAUAGGAGCUUUCUCUGGUGGGCGAAUCCCCCACAUGGACCAACAGGGAGAAUCGUUUCAAGUGGAUAUUGAUGACACCCACCCAAAAGAAAGGCCAAUAAGAGGGAGAAGAGGCCAAGGUCCUGAUGUGUCAAGGAGAAGUCCACAAGUCCCCAAAGAUGGGUUUCCUGGAGAGCCAUGGUCACCCUCUCCGAAAGGAGCAGAGAGGGGUGGAAGAGGUCCAGGCAGGGGCAGUAGCACUCCCAGCAGAGGUGGCAGCUUCAGUGCUGUUGGGGAGGGUGUCCCAGGACCUGACAGAAAAGUUAAGGAAUGGGAAGAGAAGAGGAAGCUGAAUAUAGAAAAGAUGAACGAGGAAAUGGAAAAAAUUGCAGAUUAUGAGAGGAGCCAAAGGGACGGAGUAAGAGACAAAAAUCCAAUCCGCAACUUUCUUGAUGAUCCCAGGCGAACGGGUCCCAUCAUGGAGGCAGAUCGGAAGGAGGGGAGCCGCAGGCAUAUCAGGAAUUGGGGAGGACCUGAUUUUGAGAGAGUUAAAACUGGCAUGGAUCGGGAAAAGGAGAGUCAUGUGAGGAGACCUGGAAUGAAAAAUCAGAUGGAUAUGACCAUAUCGAUGACUGGCAAGGAACGUGCAGAAUAUAUGCGAUGGAAGCAAGAGCGGGAAAAGAUAGAUCAGGAGAGACUGGCACGUCAUCGUAAGCCCACAGGGCAAUGGAAGCGGGAGUGGGAUGCAGAGAAAACGGACACAAUGUUUAAGGAAGGAUCUGCUCCUCAUAUAGAGGAUGAACCCACCAGCAGAAGAGACCAGGGAAAACGAGGGGCUCCUAAGCCACCCACCAUGGCAGAGUUUCUUGCGGACAGCCUUAAAAGACCAUCGCAAAGGACUGAUCAGAAGAGAGGCCGAGGUCGGAACAAACCAUACAGCAUGCAUGAUAGCCGCUGGGAAGAAGAAGAAGAGGAGGAGGAGGUUGCGGUUGAAAAGGAUAAGCCUUUGCCAGUGGAGGAGAAGGAGACUUGCGUGGAGAAAGCAGAGGAACAAAAGGCCAAGGAAAUGCUGAAAAACACCUCGGAAGUAUCUGCAGCAGUGCUGGACAAAAAGAGAGUUGAAGUAAAAAAUGUUCCUGAAGAUAAUUGUGAAGAUGACAGUGAUGAGGGGGAAGAUGACGAGGGUGAAUGGACAGAUGCUAGUGGUGCUGAAGAUGAUUCAUCAGAAGUUGAUGAAGAUUUACCCAAUAAAGAGCUCACCAAAGCUUCUCUAGCCACACUACAUGAAGAAAGGCUACCUCAGCAAGUGGAAGCUCUAAAGUUGGCCAUACCUUCACCAAAUGCAAGCUCUGAUGAAGGAGUCGUGCAGACCAAGCCCACAAGCCCAUUUUCCCCUGAGGGACACCGUCCGGUGACUGACUGGGGGGAGGAGAUGGAAAUGCUGUCACCCCCAGGAAGUAGCAAUGAGGACAGUCCUCCUCAAGCCAUUAAUAUGAGAGUGUUCAGCGUGGACACAAGAUCUCAAGAGAAUUAUUCUCCUUCAGGGUCUUCCCAGAACCCCACUCUGGAUCCAGUGCAGGAUCUAACACCCAAUAUGGAAGCUGAAUCUCUGCAAUCCACCCAAACCAAGACAGACCAGACACAUAAGUCAGCAGAAGUGGAGUCAGUGGAUGCCCCUCCACAUCCUGUAGGAGGAGACCAGGAGAGUGGUGCAAAUAAAGCAGAGAGCGUAUCAGAAGAGCCAGUUGGAGAGAUGAUCUCCCCAGUAUCUGAGGAAACCCCACAGGCCCCUGCAGAGGAGUCGUCACCAGUCACAGAGGAGCUGGAAGGAGCUGAGAAAUCUGUGCACAUUGAGGACUAUGAGACGCAGAAUACGGAGGUCCCACCAUCAUCCUGACCAGCCUGCUCAUCAACAGCUGACAUUCCUCAAGAUAUCUCUCUCUGUCCAGGUGUCAUGUCUUUUGCACUCACAUACAACAAGCUUUCUCUGGGUCUGCACAGGAUCAUUUGCUUUCCAGCUCACUACAGUAUUAUCUGCAUCAGAUCAUGCCCGGUGCUCAUUUGGCUGGUGGUAAUGUUUGGAGAAGGGUUCUUUUUGUCACGUUGCUUGAAUCAUGGAGGACAGUUGUGUGAGGGUUCAGUGUCUGCAUCCAUUGGGCGGCUGCUUUCCAGCCACCGUGGUCCCUGUUGGAUAAUACUAGCACUGAGCACUGCAGAGGAGACAUUAAACCUGACCCAAACAUCACAUCUUGCAAGACAUUAAUUUUGUGGAAUCAGCGGCCUGUGAGAACAAACCAUGUGUUGUAGAAGGCGUAUUAUAUGCUGUGUAGGGGAAUCAUGGUGUAAUCUGCAUUGGCUCAGUCAGUAUUAGAUAUUGUCAGGAACAGCUAAAAGCAUUUAAGAAAAGUGCAAUGAAAACUUUAUUAUUGUGUGCAAUACAGUAAUUGAUCAUUGCACUUUAUUGCAGGACAAGGUAUUGUUUGAAUGGUAUACUUCUAUAACAAGAUCCCUCCUUUUCCUUGUGUAUUUAGUCUGGAGUUGGAGACAUUUUCUCUCACAUAACACAGUACAGCAGCUAUAAAAAGUAUUCACAAAAUGUAUUUCUCUUACGUCCUAGAGGAUACUGGGGUCCACAUUAGUACCAUGGGGUAUAGGCGGGUCCACUAGGAGCCUUUGGCACUUUAAGAAAUCAAUAGUGUGCACUGGCUCCUCCCUCUAUGCCCCUCCUACCAGACUCAGUUUAGAAAAUGUGCUCGGAGGAGCCGGUCACGCUUAGGGAAGCUCCUGAAGAGUUUUCUGCAUUUAUUUUCUGUUUGUUGUUUUCAGCAGGUCUGAUUGGCACCACACUGCAUGCUUUGUGGGACUUAGGGGGGAGAACGGCCCAACUUCCUAAAGAGUUAAUGGUCCCGUUUCUCCGCUGACAGGACACUGAGCUCCUGAGGGAGUCAUUCCCAUGGCGAGCGUACCCUCCCGCAGCACGCCGCCACCCCUAACAGAGCCAGAAGAUAGAAGAGUGGUGCGUACAGCGCCGGUGCCCGGUUAGUGGGUUGCCGGCGGGAAUGGCGGCAUAAGGGUAGUAGCACAGCUCUCAGUGCAGGCUGCGCUCAAGGGGGCUCAGAGGACAUACACAGCAGUGUGUGUCCCACUGUGAGGGGUGCGCUGAGUCACCAAUGCAUACCCACACUGGCUACCAGUCCUAACAAGUGUUUUAACCCUGUGUAAGACAUAAAAAUUACCUCAGGCCAGUAUAAAAAAGUGGGAAGCCGAGCGCCAUUAAGGGGGCGGGGCUUCACUAUGAGUGGAUCCAGCAGCUCACCAGUGCCAUUUUCCCUCUGCAGCUCACACUGACAGGACUCACAGGCAAGCGCAGCUCCUCCACAAAGACUCCACGUCUUCUCAGCGGUUCCAGGGGGUCUUAGAAGUGGGGGGAAUGUGUUAGUAUACGAAGCCCUAUUAAGGGACUUAGUGUGGCAACCCAGCUAAAUUUAUUUUGCUACAAGUGCACUGUGUGUGGCUGUCUCUGAUUUGUGUGUCUCUCUGGUUACUCUGUGUGGGUUAAACUGUGUUUUCACCUUCUGUGUUUGUCCCUUCACAUUACCAUGUUCAGGUACUGUGUUUCCUGCACAGCUGAGUGUCUUUCAUCCCCCGGAGACUUACUACCCUGUACUCAGGAUAGUGUUCAUUCUCAGGCUAGUGGGGCAGAACCCCCAUGGUUAGCUUCCAUUAAAGGGAUGAUAUCUAAUAUUUCUACUAAAUUAUCCCAUAAUGAGAAAGAGACGCACUUUUUAAGACAGUCUAUGGAUGACCUGAUGAAUAGAGAUUCAGUUCCCAUACCAGCGUCUCAUAUUCUCGCCAUUUGCCCACAAAAGCGUCCUCUGGCCCAGCUCAUGCAGGAUGAUACUGAUGACGAUACAUCAGAUCCAGAGGAGGGUGAAGUGGAUGCGAGUGGGGGGGAUGCUGUCCUAUCACAAAGCAUACAGGCCAUGAUAGAGGCUGUCAGAAAUGUCCUGCACAUUCCUGACAAGAUGGCGGAGGUAGAGGAGGAAUCUUAUUUUAAUGUUAAAAAGAAAUCCUCAGCUACUUUCUCUAACGUCCUAGUGGAUGCUGGGGACUCCGUAAGGAC
Messenger RNA from Pseudophryne corroboree (corroboree frog), 4931 nucleotides. RefSeq names its product coiled-coil domain containing 9 (gene CCDC9). Lineage: Eukaryota; Metazoa; Chordata; Amphibia; Anura; Myobatrachidae. The transcript has 17 exons. The coding region runs from base 585 to 2705 and encodes 706 amino acids. The record is from RefSeq and is a predicted model, not a curated record.